Miscanthus lutarioriparius is the source of this 1374-nucleotide messenger RNA. NCBI's taxonomy places the organism in Eukaryota, Viridiplantae, Streptophyta, Magnoliopsida, Poales, Poaceae. The record is from the annotation of a GenBank genome assembly.
AUGGCGGCGAGCGCGCGGGACAGCGCGGAUGCGGCGGAGCGAGUCGUGGAUGAUCACGACGCAUGGGUGUCGGACGGCGAGAUGGACGUGGAGAUGGAUGUGGAAGUCGAGUUCCAAGACCUCGACGCCGACCGGAGGGACGGCGGCGCGGAUGGUGAUGAUGAGUACUUGCUGCUCACUAGGAUAAGGGACACAUCGGCAGCUGAAGCAAGGGCAGGAAAGGAUAUACAAGGUAUACCAUGGGAGAGGAUACACAUAGCCAGGCAAGAUUACCGAAAAGCUAGGUUGGAACAGUAUAAGAACUAUGAAAAUUUCCCUCAAUCAGGAGAGCUCAUGGAUAAGUUGUGCAAGCAAGUGGAGAAGAGCAGCAAGUAUUACGAGUUUCAGCACAACACUAGAUCAGUGAAGCCAUCAAUUCUCCAUUUUCAGCUUAGGAAUUUGCUGUGGGCAACCUCGAAGCAUGAUGUCUAUUUUAUGUCAAAUUCCACAGUAAGCCACUGGUCAUCAUUGUCUCACAAAAUAUCAGAGGUUCUCGACUUCUCUGGGCAUGUUGCUCCAGCGGAGAAGCAUCCUGGCAGUUUACUAGAAGGUUUCUCUGGGGUUCAAGUUAGCACACUUGCUGUGAAUGAGGGUUUGUUGGUAGCUGGUGGUUUUCAAGGAGAACUAAUUGGCAAGGAUUUGGAAGGCCGCAAUGUAAAAUUCUGUGCAAGGACAACUUUGAGUGACAAUGCUAUAACAAACGCCAUAGAUAUACACAGAUCGACAAGUGGAAGCUUGCGCAUUACCGUAUCUAAUAACGACUGUGGUGUUCGUGAAUAUGAUAUGGAGAGAUUUCAGCUCUUGAACCACUACCGUUAUAACUGGCCGGUUAAUCACACAUCCGUGAGCCCGGAUAAGAAACUUUUGGCUGUGGUUGGAGAUGAUCGGGAUGCUCUUCUUGUGGAUUCACGAAAUGGAAAGGUAACCUCUACCCUAGUUGGCCAUCUGGACUACUCAUUUGCUACGGCAUGGCACCCGGAUAGCCGGACCUUUGCGACCGGGAACCAGGACAAAACCUGCCGCAUCUGGGACACCCGCAACUUGUCGACCUCGCUUGCGGUAUUGCGGGGCAACAUCGGCGCGAUCCGGUGCAUUCGCUACUCCUCCGACGGUCGGUUCCUGGUGUUCUCGGAGCCUGCCGACUUUGUUCAUGUGUACAACGUGGCUGCAGACUACAAGAAACGGCAGGAGAUCGACUUCUUUGGUGAGGUAUCUGGGAUCACGCUCAGCCCGGACGACAAGUCCCUGUUCGUCGGAGUGUGCGACCGUGUCUAUGCCAGCCUGUUGCAGUACAGGAUGAUCCAUGCAUUCGACUAUCUUGACUCGUAUGUGUGA